UCACCGGGCGUGGCAUUUCUCGGUCUCACUUAAUCCUACACGGUCCUGUUGGGCACAGUCGUAAUGACCCCUUAUCAUGUCCAUCUUUUCGUUGACAGUUAGAAAUUAGGUCGGCGAUGGGCCGCCAUAGACACGGUUCAGAACGCCCACCCUGUGGAUUUGAUGGGAUCUUGAGACUGGGCGGUCUACGGGUGUUAGAGCCUCAGACAUCUUUCGGGAACGAACACCCGAAUUUCUUCAGCUCCAGAUCACUACAGUAUGGCCGACAGGGACACAACGCGUCCUCUCAAGCGAAGAUCUUCCUUGAAUGCAUGUUCCCAAUACUGGAUAGGCACACUGUCUCAAAUCCUCGAUGGUCAUUCGGGAGAAAUAUCGGAGAGAAUCACGAUUACACAGAAAGACUAUGUACUUGGCAAGGCCUUGUCCGUAACCUCCCGACAUUCCGAGUCCGAUACGGAUGUUUCAAAAGGGCUCACGAUCGUCGUCCCGCAUGGCCAACACUCUGUUGUGCAUAUGUACCCUCCCUGGGUUGGGAAGGCAGGACACCUGAUCCAUUGAUUCAGGCGCCGUUGGGCUCCAGCGUCAGUGGAUGUCUAGCUUGCAUAUCUGAAGUCUCAUCUAUACGCAGAAGCUGCAAUUUCGGACUCUGGGAAACCGAGAAGCCGGAUCAAGCCAACCCCUCGCAAUUUCUAGGAGCGCUGUGGUUGCAGGCUGUCACAGGUGGUCCACUGAACACGCCCUCCCUCGUUUUCCUGCAGGCUCAGGAAUGUCCUUUGGACUUCAAGGCCUUCGGCAGUUGGACGACUGGGCGCUGAACAUGUUGCAUUCUCGAUCCACGGGAGGCCGUGAAGAGCUUCCCUUUGCCGUGGCAAUUCAGGACUUGACAUCUUCUACCGACAUAUAGGAGAAGACCAAGGUCAAUCUCCAACAACGCCGCAGUAAGUGUAGACCAAAACACGCAACGCUAACGAGACACGCUCUUGGAGGUGGUUUCUCCACGCGAGUGUUCAACGAAAUGAUAAUGCACGGUUCCUUGACUGCAACGAAGCCUCUUGUCUGCAACAGUGCGAAACACAAGUCAGCAGAUUAGCCUCACAGGAUGUUGAUGCUAUAA
Messenger RNA from Westerdykella ornata, 1114 nucleotides. RefSeq lists its product as uncharacterized. The coding region runs from base 117 to 815 and encodes 232 amino acids. NCBI's taxonomy places the organism in Eukaryota, Fungi, Ascomycota, Dothideomycetes, Pleosporales, Sporormiaceae. The record is from RefSeq and is a predicted model, not a curated record. The transcript has a single exon.